GAUGGUAUUGGGCAGGGACGAUCCAGUUUUCGAUCAACAUCACUCCAGGGGUCAGCCAAUGUUCCGCCGUGCAUGUGAAGACUUCUUGGCUUGGAAGAAGUAAGAAGAAGCAAUCAAAGGGUGUGGAGUGAGAGACUGUCAUGGGGUGCUUCCGUCGUUCUUUCGUCGCGCUAGUCACAACCUGCUCCUCCUCAACUCCUCCCCCAAGUCCGGUCCUUCCUGCCAAUCAUGGAGAAAUGACCUCUGCAGAUGAGCGUCUCCAAUCAGUGCUUUGUCAGCUUCGCUUCUGUUUUCUCUCCCGCUGCACCAACUCUAUUCCCCCCGGGCUUUGGCACCUCUUACACUCGAAUCUCCAGUUGGAGAUGAAACUCGUCCAAAGAACUGUUGCUAGGACCAUGAUGUUGACAAACUCUCUUGGAACAAAGUAAACGACAAUGUCUAUGUAUCCAGAUCUGACUCUAU
Molecule: messenger RNA, 462 nt
Organism: Neurospora hispaniola
Lineage: Eukaryota; Fungi; Ascomycota; Sordariomycetes; Sordariales; Sordariaceae
Exons: 1
Coding region: 141-428 (95 amino acids)
Source: RefSeq, a predicted model, not a curated record